Molecule: messenger RNA, 2198 nt
Organism: Asparagus officinalis (garden asparagus)
Lineage: Eukaryota; Viridiplantae; Streptophyta; Magnoliopsida; Asparagales; Asparagaceae
Product: probable protein phosphatase 2C 11
Exons: 14
Biological process (GO): protein dephosphorylation
Cellular component (GO): cytosol; nucleus
Molecular function (GO): GTP binding; GTPase activity; protein serine/threonine phosphatase activity
Source: RefSeq, a predicted model, not a curated record
CGUUUACAUAAAAUUUUAAAAUUUGAUUACUCACAAAAGUACUGACGUAUACAUUUCACAUGCUGGCACAAAUUACAGUUCCAUCCCCAGAAAAACUCAACUUACCAUCUCCUCCCUCCUCCAUGAAAAGUCCCCCUGUUUGUUACAAUUUCAUCAGCACCACCAAAAUUCCCCUCUUUUCCCCUUCAAACAUCAAAACCCUAGAUCCAGAUCCCUGUCAAUCUAAUUCAAUUUCCAAUACAUAAAGUACGCUCUUCGAAAUUUCCCUGAAAAUUUCAUUUUUUUUGUUUAUUUUUUAGGGUUUCCCUUAAUUUAGGAGAAUUCGAAGAAAAUGUCGUCUACGAGCCAAUCUGAUUUCGAUUACCUUUUCAAAUUGUUGCUGAUUGGGGAUUCGGGAGUUGGUAAAAGCAGCCUCUUGUUGAGCUUCACUUCUGAUUCCUUUGAAGAACUCUCUCCUACGAUCGGUGUGGACUUUAAGAUUAAGAUGGUUACAAUGGGAGGGAAAAGAUUGAAACUUGCAAUCUGGGACACAGCUGGUCAGGAGAGAUUCAGAACAUUAACAAGCUCAUAUUAUAGAGGAGCACAAGGCAUCAUAAUGGUUUAUGACGUAACAAGAAGAGACACAUUUACAAAUCUGGCCGACAUAUGGGCCAAGGAAAUAGAACUGUAUUCAACUAAUCAAGACUGCAUCAAGAUGCUAGUUGGAAACAAAGUUGAUAAGGAAAGUGGAAGAGCUGUCACGAAGAAAGAGGGUAUUGAUUUAGCUAGACAAUUUGGUUGCCUAUUCCUAGAAUGUAGUGCGAGAACUCGAGUAAAUGUAGAAAAGUGCUUUGAGGAGCUUGUCUUAAAGAUAUUGGAAGCACCAAGCCUCUUGGCUGAUGGGUCGACAGGCGUGAAGAAGAACAUCUUUAAGCAGAAUCCUACACAAGACGCCGAUGCUCCAGUUAGUACUUCGUACUCGAGUGAUGACGAUAAGCCUCCGAUGAUGCAGAAGCCAUCGGAUCCCGGCGCCGUUUUCAGCGGCGGUGGAAUUAGUUUUAUUACUGGCAAUAAAAAUGGGAGGUUUAGCUAUGGAUAUUCCACCUUUAAGGGUAAAAGGGCUUCAAUGGAAGAUUUCUAUGAAACAAGGAUAUCUGAAGUUGAUGGCCAGAUGGUUGCAUUUUUUGGCGUCUUUGAUGGUCAUGGAGGUUCCAGAACUGCAGAAUAUCUGAAAAACAACCUAUUCAACAACUUGAGCAGUCAUCCAGACUUCAUUAAAGACACUAAGUCAGCUAUUGUUGAAGCUUUCAGACAGACAGAUACUGAUUAUCUUAAUGAGGAAAAAGGUCAGCAAAAGGAUGCUGGUUCAACUGCAUCAACAGCUGUUUUGGUAGGGGAUCGGCUUUUUGUGGCAAAUGUUGGAGAUUCUAGAGCGGUUGCAUGCAGAGCUGGCCUAGCAAUUCCUUUGUCUAUUGAUCACAAACCAGAAAGGUCUGAUGAGCGUGAACGAAUUGAAAGUGCCGGAGGAUUCAUUCUUUGGGCAGGUACUUGGCGAGUAGGCGGUGUUCUUGCUGUUUCUCGUGCAUUUGGAGAUAAAUUGCUCAAGCCCUAUGUUUCUGCAGAACCAGAGAUUCAGGAAGAGAAGAUAGAAGGUUUUGACUUUCUGAUUAUCGCCAGUGAUGGAAUUUGGAAUGUUCUAUCUAAUAAGGAUGCUGUGGCCAUAGUGCAUGGAAUAUCUGAUGCUGAAGUGGCGUCAAGAAAGCUUAUAGAAGAGGCUUUUGCCCGAGGAAGCAAUGAUAACAUCACUUGCGUUGUUGUUCGGUUUGAGAAGCCUUGAAUAAUUGAUAUAUGAUACCUGCAGCAUCCAGAGAGACGAUAUUUUUCUUGAAGAAGACUAGUUGAAGCUUGUUCUCACUGAGGUCACAUUCAUGAUUUCUGCAUCCAAAAUCAAUGGCCAUCUCUCUUAUCAAUUGAUUAUUAUACUAACUAGAUUUGCAGACUAUAGUGUGCUCUAGUACACUUUCUCUUGUUGCUAAAUUUUACUGUAGUAUUUGAAAGGAGCCAUCAAAUGUGAAUCUAGGUAUAUUAUGUACUUUGAUACUAAUCUUUUUUUGGUUCAUUGUUGAACAGAGUGGAACUUUAUUUUUCUUUUUUGGAAAAAAAGUUGUGGGAGUGCGAAUGAACUGGUAACCUUUAUUAAAUUGCUAGUUUUUUUUUCU